CCAAAAGACAUAACAGAAGAAAAAGACUCUUUCUCCUCUGCAGUUGAUUGAGCGUGGAGUUUGUUUAUUUUUCUUUGAAGAUGGCAAGAAAAUGCUCCCAUUGUGGAAACGAGGGGCAUAACUCUAGGACAUGCAGCAAUUCAAGGAGUUUGAAGCUCUUUGGCGUGCAGAUUCUCAUAGCUUCUUCACCCAUGAAGAAGAAUUGUAGCAUGGAUUGCUUAUCGCCUUCUUACCUUUCUUCUUCUUCCUCUUCUCCGUCACGAUCAUCAGCUUCUCUCGUGUCUAGCAAUGAAAAUUCUGAACAAUUAACUAAUGGCUAUCUUUCUGACGAUCUCAUGGAGCAAGCACAAGAGAGAAAGAAAGGAGUACCUUGGACCGAGGAAGAACAUGGAAAGUUUCUAGCUGGCCUUAAAAUGCUUGGAAAAGGAGAUUGGCGUGGUAUUUCGCGUAAUUAUGUGACAACAAGAACUCCUACCCAAGUGGCUAGCCAUGCUCAGAAGUACUUUCUUAGACAAAGCAACCUCAACAACACCAAGCGCCGAUCUAGCCGUUUUGAUGUGGCUGGUAACUGCGAAGCACAAGUUCAUGUAAUUGAUGGCAUGCCAAAGAUUAAAGAUUCAUCCUCUUCGAGUGACUUUCGAUUUCCUCUUCUAUCUCUUAAUGUGACAAGUAAUGGAGUUGGCAAUGAUGAGAUUGAUCUUAAUGUGUCACAGUCUUCCUCGUUGGUUGAAAAGCAUCAUUCUCAUCUUCCAUCGCCUGACUUAGAGCUCGCCAUUUAUUAGAUUUGGCCGGAGGCGAGAAAAAUAAGUGAGUGGAAGUUAUGUGAUAUAAUCCUUUUUGGUUAUCGAAAUUGUAUGAUAUCUAUAUGUUAAAACUUGCUAUAGAGGUAGAGAAAAUGUAUGAUGUCUAAUUGUCGCCCCUUUAGGGUAACAUAAAUAUUGUCCAAAUAAAGAUAAAU
Messenger RNA from Asparagus officinalis (garden asparagus), 958 nucleotides. RefSeq names its product probable transcription factor At5g61620. The coding region runs from base 81 to 782 and encodes 233 amino acids. Gene Ontology annotation, molecular function: DNA binding; zinc ion binding. NCBI's taxonomy places the organism in Eukaryota, Viridiplantae, Streptophyta, Magnoliopsida, Asparagales, Asparagaceae. The transcript is spliced from 3 exons. Gene Ontology annotation, biological process: response to ethylene; response to gibberellin; response to auxin. The record is from RefSeq and is a predicted model, not a curated record.